Molecule: messenger RNA, 1084 nt
Organism: Coffea arabica (coffee)
Lineage: Eukaryota; Viridiplantae; Streptophyta; Magnoliopsida; Gentianales; Rubiaceae
Product: WUSCHEL-related homeobox 11
Biological process (GO): adventitious root development
Molecular function (GO): DNA-binding transcription factor activity; DNA binding
Source: RefSeq, a predicted model, not a curated record
CUGUUGUUUUCAUACUAUCUUAGUCAUUACUCUCUCCAUUAGUAUUUUCCCACUUAGGUAAUCCCCCAAUUGCUUUCGAGUCUGCAACCAUGGAAGAUCAAGAACAGGAUCAAACCAACCAAGCGAGCCAUGGGUCGGAGAGUAGUGAGAGAAAUGAACCAGUUAGGUCACGGUGGACUCCCAAACCAGAGCAAAUCCUCAUACUUGAGUCCAUCUUCAACAGUGGGAUGGUGAAUCCUCCAAAGGAUGAAACCGUCAGAAUAAGAAAACUCCUGGAAAAAUUCGGUUCUGUGGGUGAUGCAAACGUCUUCUACUGGUUCCAAAAUCGUCGGUCCAGGUCCCGUCGCCGGCAACGACAAAUCCAAGCUAGUCUCAGCGGUGAAGUACAAGUACAGACCAGAACUGCUGGUGCAACUGCAACUGCUAUUCCUUAUGAAACUAGUUGCUGUGCUGGUUUUUCAAAUUCCAUGUCUUUUCUUCCGCUGUCUGCAUCAGCAUCAUCAGCAUCUUGUCUAGGUGGUUCCUCUUCAGCUUGUGGGAUUAUCAACAAUGAUUGUGCUAAUGACCUUUUUGCAAUUUCAGGCCAAAUUGGUCAGCCAGAAAUUGCACAAACUUCAUCAAGCAUCAAUCCCCGUUCGCAUUAUCAAUCUGGAUUAAUAUCAGUGUUCAUCAAUGGAGUUGCAACGGAGCUCCCGAGAGGACCAUUUGAUCUGAGGGCAACUUUUGGCCAGGAUUUCCUAUUAUUUCACUCUUCAGGAGUCCCGGUGUCUGUCAGCGAAUAUGGGUUCCUCUUGGAAAGCUUGCAGCACGGCGAAAGCUACUUUCUGGUUCAAAGACCAGUUUAGCAUGAUCAAGCAUUUAACAAGUAGGGGAAUCAUCCUCCUUUAGGAUUUGGUAUUUAGGCAGAUAUUUUUAUUUAUGAGCAAAUAAUUUCGUGAUGUGUUCUGAUGAAAUUUUUACUUCGUUUCUGAUUUCUUCUUGUAUUUGAUCAGCUGGCUCGGGUGAUAUAUCAUGUUUCUUAGUUAUUGUUUUCAGUUUAUCAACUUCGUUGAAUUUUCAAUGGUUUGUACUAUUUCUACCUGCA